This is a messenger RNA of Baudoinia panamericana UAMH 10762, 1602 nucleotides long. RefSeq lists its product as uncharacterized. Lineage: Eukaryota; Fungi; Ascomycota; Dothideomycetes; Mycosphaerellales; Teratosphaeriaceae. The coding region runs from base 1 to 1602 and encodes 533 amino acids. The record is from RefSeq and is a predicted model, not a curated record. The transcript is spliced from 4 exons.
AUGCCUCGCAUGACUCGAGCAAAGGCCGCCCAGGUCGCUGAAGAGCUACAUGUAGAUGAGGAUGCUGUGCUUGAUCUGAACAGCGAAAAUGCGGCAUCCAUCGCGAAGAUUCAGAUAGGCACCGCAACCCCGGACAACACCCCUAAUAGCGGCAGCAAUAAAAGCGAUGAGUGCGAACCAGCAGACUUGAAGAGGUCUACUAGGAGUACGAAGGCGAGUACGAGGGUUGUGAAGGGCAAGAAGGGUGGAGAGUCCGCUGCGGAAAAUGUACCGGAGGCUGAAGCGGAGCUUGUGAACGUAAAGGCAUCUGAGGAUGGAGACCUAGCCUCAGCGACAGCCUUUAGUGGUACUAUUGCUGCUGGUCCUAGGAAGAGCCUGAUGAGAAACAUGUCAGAAGAUAGCUUAGCUUUCGAAGACGACGAGCCUGACAGCGAUGAUGAAGCUCACAAUGCCACCGGGAAGUCAAACGUUCUUAUGGAUCAAGCAGGGCCUACACCGCCAAUCAAUAAGCCAGACACAACCCAGCCUUUGAAGGUAGGCCCCGAGACCAUCGAGCCAGAGAACCUGACCGCUACGGACGCUCCUCCCUCACCACUACCGUCCGCUACACCUAAAGCCGUGGCAUCUUUACGCAAGACACCUGGUAUGCGCUCGACCAGCAACAAGGAGAACGUUCAACCUGCGGAUGCAGGAACACCCACGCCAAGGCCCGCAACACUCUCUCAUCGACGUGUCAGCACGUACGAUGCUCUCGAGGCCGCGGCAGUACAAGCAGGGACACCGUCUACUCUUCCUCGGAAGCUUUCGGGCCCGCAGCUUCCCGUUACAGAUGCUGAGGGUCCGGGUGCGGAAGUGGCAACUGAGCUGCCAGUAGACCCGACGAACGCUAUUGAGGCGACUGAGCUGCUAGAAGAGCCUGUUAACGCCAUUGACGCGAUCGAUGCGCUCGACGAAGCAGUGGAGAAGGUAGCAGCAGAGAUGCCAGUUAUUGAGGAUUCGCCACAGAAACCAAAGUCAAAGAAAGCCGUGCCCAUCGUCCGAACCACCAAAGCAAGCCAAGCUCGGGUCUCUAUGGCGCAGGCAGAGAAGGCUGGAGCCAACAAACCAUCCGCUUCCAUCCAUCCACGCGCCUCAAAUACUCUUCGUCAAUCAUCGACUAGUAUGCGCCAAAGUAUCCUCGCCACAUCUUCGUUAACGAGUAAACGCGUACCCGCCACCACAACCGCCGCAGUGCAACCCCUUGAGAAAAAGGAGACAGUGAUUCCGCAUAGCAAGCCUCGACCCGUCUCCCUCUCCUUUCCCACCCCGCCACCGCCGUCCAAGUCAAAGAAAGCGCCCACGACGUCGACUUUUCAACUUCCAGGCGAGGCCGUAGCAGCAAAGCUCAAAGCGGCAAAGGAAGAGCGACAGAAGAGGGAAGCAGAGGCAGAGGAGAAGAAGGCUGCUUUCAAAGCCAGACCAGUCCCGACGGCAUUGCAGAAGGCGCCGAAUGUACGGCAAACCCACGCCAGCAAGGCACGCGAAUCGCUUAUGAACGCGGAAAAGCAGUAUCGUACCUACGAGCAGCGCCGCCUCCGCUGUGACCAAGCUCACGGUUACUAA